Molecule: messenger RNA, 396 nt
Organism: Coccidioides immitis RS
Lineage: Eukaryota; Fungi; Ascomycota; Eurotiomycetes; Onygenales; Onygenaceae
Exons: 2
Coding region: 1-396 (131 amino acids)
Source: RefSeq, a predicted model, not a curated record
AUGUCCGAACUCGUGAAGGCUAAUGGCAAGGCGCCUGCCACUCUGUCGCCUACCCCAACACCUCCAUGCACCCCCAUUGAUGAAAAUGCUCAGAGGAGCCUGAUGUUGGAUGGAGUGUAUCAACAGCUUGACACACAGAAGGAAUUGAAAGAUCUUCUUGUGGAGGUUAUCCAGGAGAUCAGGGCUAAUCCCACUGCAGCUGAGCCUAGUACAGAAGAUGCCAUAUCAGAAAUGCACAAGUCAUCAGACUCCAAGCCCACAGUUACUGCACUUGACUCUAAGCUUGACUUCAAGAGAGUUGAUAAAAUUUGGGAUAAAGUGAUACUGAAGUAUAAGAUCAAGAAAGUAGUGAAAGAGAUUCUUAAUAAGCUUGACCAAUAUAUCUUUGUUGUUUGA